Messenger RNA from Xyrauchen texanus (razorback sucker), 4018 nucleotides. RefSeq names its product RING finger protein 145-like. The transcript has 11 exons. Bases 321 to 2411 code for a protein of 696 amino acids. The record is from RefSeq and is a predicted model, not a curated record. Gene Ontology annotation, molecular function: zinc ion binding; ubiquitin protein ligase activity. Gene Ontology annotation, cellular component: endoplasmic reticulum; endomembrane system. Lineage: Eukaryota; Metazoa; Chordata; Actinopteri; Cypriniformes; Catostomidae.
UACAAACACACGGAGCAGGAAGGGGAGCUCAUCUGUGUGCAGUUUACGGUAGUUUCCAAACACAAUAUGCGGUCGUGACAGGUGUUAAAGCCGUUCAAUGUGCAAGCAAUGAACCGCUUGUGUUUUUAGAUCCUCGAUCUGUGAACUACCAUGCUGUCAAAACAAACAGUCGAGUUUUCACAUCGGAUCUACUGGUCGUCCCAACUGACCAAUGUCAUUAAGAGCUCUCACAAACAGGAGCAGACAACAGGAGCAUGAUCAUAUGAAGAUGUGACACAGGUUUUGUACAUAGUACAUGUGGUUAUUUUGUCUGCGUUAAAAUGCCACGACUAGAGGAGGUAGCCAAUGUUGUGCUCAGGGUGCCCAGUAUCUUGGUGUUGGACAUGCUUUAUAAAUGUGACAUUGAUAGCUUCACGGAUCACCUCAAGGCGAGGACAGAGGACAUGCUCUUCAAGUACAAAUAUGUGAUCUGGAACAUAUAUUACUUUGGUCAUGUAUUGAGCAUUGUGGUGCUGCUGCUGCCACUUGGGCAUAUUAUUCAGCUCUACCUGCAUGUUUUGUGUGCCCUCUUACUUUACAUGGGUCAUCAGAUUGUCAGAGAUUAUGUUAGAGGGGAAGUUCAAUAUGGGUAUGAUGGUGCACUCUUCCUGGAUUCUCCAGCAUUGAAUCGUUUUGUGACUUCACUCACUAGUCAGAUAAUAGUCAGUACACUCUGUGCAUUCCUCAUGCGCACUCAACGCGUGUGGCUCUUCUCUGCGCACUUGCUCCCUCUUCUGGCGCGUGUGGUUUCUGUGCCUCUGGACUGGCUCCUCACUCUCUCCUUCGUUUCCAUGAUGAUCACUGGGGCCGAGGUUGCUGUCUUCCUCCUCGUUAACCUCUUUGUGCCGUACAGACUGGCCAGAGCUGUUUAUAGAGAGAUAAUGGACAUAGAGGUGACUGAGCUGUACAGACUGAUGGCGGUCGGAGUGUCUCUGUGGCAUGGCUUUGCCGUGCCAGUAUUGUUUAGUGUCUUCUGGUUUGUACUGUUCGGUGUGCAACUUGUUACCAAUUUUGGCACUGUCACUGCCGUGCAGCAGGGUCCCCUUCUCUACCUCUUGACCAGUGUGUCAGAAUGCUGUGCUAGUCCAUACUCCCUGCUUGGUUUAACAUUCGUGGUAUCAUAUGCGGCUCUGGGACUCCUGAAUCUCUGCAAGUUUUACCUCGGGGGAUUCAACGCUCUACAGAACCACAAUGUCAUGCACAGAGGUGUGACAGAGGGGGUGACUCUGCUGUUACUGGCCCUGCAGACUGGUUUGUUGGACAUGACAGCUCUACAGCGCUGCUUCCUGCUUUUCAUCAUCCUCUUCAUCGUCCUCACCUCUACUCUACAAAGCAUGAGUGAGAUCACAGAGCCUGUUGUGUUGGGGCUUGGAGCCAGUAGAAACAGGAGUGUUUGGAAGCAUUUGCGUGGGUUAUCAAUGUGCAUGUUUCUACUACUAUUUCCUGGAUUCAUGGCUUACAAGAUUGCCCAAUUUUUCCACAUGGAUUUCUGGCUGCUGAUUCUGGUCUCCAGCUGUAUGCUUACAUCACUGCAGGUGACGGGCACUCUGCUGAUCUACUGCCUGUUCAUGGUGGAGGUAUGGCGUGGUGCUGCCCUGCCUGGUCUGGAUGAGAUUGUUUAUUAUGUCAACGGAGUUUGUCGGGUGCUGGAGUUUGCAGUGGCUGUGUGUGUGGUGGCAUAUGGGGCAUGGGAGUCAUUGUGGGGUGAGUGGAGCUGGAUGGGAGCGUCGGUCAUUAUCAUCCACUCGUACUGCAAUGUGUGGCUGCGUGCCCAGGCUGGCUGGAAAAGCUUCCUGCUCAGACAGGAGGCAGCUCGCAAAAUCAACUUGUUACCACGUGCCAGCGCGGAGCAGCUAGAGGUCCACAAUGAUGUCUGUGCCAUCUGCUUUCAGGACAUGACUUCAGCAGUGAUAACCUACUGUGGUCACUUCUUCCAUGGCACUUGUUUGAGAAAGUGGCUUUAUGUGCAGGAGACAUGCCCCAUGUGCCAUGCCUCUAUCAAACCCUCCUUGACCAAUCAGAUGGGUGCAGCAGCUGAUGCCCAGCCACAACAAGCACAGCAAAUGGAGCAACACCCCCAACCAUCAGAGCAACAGCCUCGACCAGAAAACUCAGAAUCCAAUCAAGAGGAGAUGCAGGGCUCACAGGGAGAUGGUGUUCACUUUACAGAGAGGGAUUGUGAUGAGUUAGGAAGGAAAUAUUCAAACUCUGAGAGAAAUUGCAGCAAGGGGAGUCUUCAGAAUUUGCAUUAUGGUGUAAAUGGAGAUUCCCAUAGUGUGGGAAAUCCAAGCUGUUCAACAGAUGGGAGCCCUUUCCAAGAGGAAGCCAAGAGCCCUGAGGAUGAGACCCAAGAGCUCAGGGAAGCAGACUGAUUAAAAAACAAGCUCAAUCAGAGACAACAUAAAGCAGAGAGAAUGUGGCAACAGAACAGACCAUGAGUCAGAAAUCUUACUCCAAAGGAAAUAGAGCAAAGUUCAGAGAAAAAGUGGGACAUACUGAAAAGGAACGAAGCCUUAAAUGUAGAGGGUUGCAAGUAUAAUUGACAUAAUUAUCAAAAAAACAUAAUUGACAAAGGACUAAGACAUGCUGAUUGUGUCCAGGGACCAAUCAAAUCACAGCACUUCAACAGCAUUUGAUUAUAGUUAACAAAUUAUAUUCAUUUUGAAUAAUCUUUUCUUGGCAUUUUUUUUUAAAUAAAAUGUCAAAUAAGAUACUUUUAGGAUGAUGGUCCAGUUCAAAGGAGAGGUAUGAAGAAAUAGGGCACUAGAAAAUGUCUCAAACUCUGGUUCUGCUUUUUUGGAGAUAUUUACUCACAAACUCAUUUGGGAAAUUAACUUGAUUCCAUUAAUUUUUGUGUCAUUUGGAUGUUGAUUAAAGGACUUUUUUUGGUAUGAGUAUUUGAGAUAAAAGUUUUGGUGAGUGAAUUUUGUGUGACUGUUAUUCUAAAUGGUGCAGAUCUGUUGCUAAUUGUGCCUCUGACACUCUAUUACAUGCUUUUGUAUGAGCAUAAAUGAUGUGAUUUAAAGUCAUGAUCAUUCUUUCAAUUGCAUUAUUAUUAAUGGAUGAAUACUGCCCAACAGUGGUGGAUUUAGGCAUGGGCGAAAUGGGUAGCUACCCGGGGUGGCACCUUGCCGGGGGCGGCAUGGGGCGCUAUACAAUCUAGAACCGCUACUGCUGCCCAAAUUAAUUAGUGAAUAAAAGAUGGUCCAUGAGCUGCUCUCUGCACAAGGCAAAGAUCAAUGUUCAAGGGGAAAUUACCAUUUAGUCUUAACAAAAAAUAAAGAUUAAAGUCUUAUACAACCACACUGAUUUAAGUUGUUUUGCCCUGUGGUUAAAGUCUUGCCCAGUUUCAUUUAAACCUCUGUGCAAAACAAUCAUUUGGAUAUGAUUAUGUGUCCAUUUUAUUGUGGUAAUCUAUUGCUUUCAUGCUGAAUGAUUAAAACUAUAUAAGUUAUCAUUGACUGGUUUGUUUACUGAUUGAAUGCAUGUUUUUCAGACUCCAGAAAGUUCAUGACAUAUUACUUUGCUAUAUGUACACCCAAUAAGACUAUUGGGGACAACUUAUCAACUCUUUUAGGACCCAUCUUGAAGCAAAACCACAGUGACUUCAAUUAGUUCUGUUUAGGUUUUGGUUACUGGAUCAGAUUGUGUAUUUUUUUCUGCGUUGUAACUAAAUGUAUAAAUGUUCAAUAGGUAGUAAUAAAUUUGUUUGUGUUCAAAAUCUUGAAAUUAUCACAAGUCCUAGGGUUGCCACUCGGGACUUUCCAGGAUUGUCUUGGUUUUUGGCGAAAUGCAUUCUCAUAUGAAUAAAAAAGUCUGAUUAAUUUUAGUGAACUGGUUUGUUGGGGUGAUUGAGAUUUUUCACUUGUGUGUGAAUAAUCCUUUAAACUUGUCUACUUACUAUGAUGUUUGUAUGUUCAAAAAAGGAAUGUCCUUUCUUUUACUUUAAGAUCUCUUGGGUUCAUAAUGCCCAAAACUC